GGUCCAGAUUCACUCAUUAGGUGAUCUUACCAUGUAUGGCCACAUUUACAGGAAUAGAAAUAAAGAUAAAUUACGGUUAAAAGAUUAACAGAAAUCUAAAGUCCAAGCAGGAAACUCACCCCACCCUGUGUGAGAGGAGGAGAUAAAACAAGUCCCACUGGUUAUAGAGAGAGAGUAAAGUUCAGUUUCGUUUCUUGUUCCUGAUUUCAGUGAUGGCGGCUGCUGAUCUGAGAGACGAGCUGAGCUGCUCCAUCUGCCUGAGCAUUUAUACUGAUCCUGUAUCCCUGCCGUGUGGCCAUAACUUCUGCCAGGUCUGUAUUGGGAAAAAAUGGGGCACCAAAGUGGACAGUUGUCUUGAAAAAACAUCUUGCCCUAAAUGUAGAAAAAGAUUUAAAAGGAGACCUGAACUGACAACAGACUGGAAGCUGCGUGACCUGGUGGAGCGAUUCUGUCUGACUGAGGCAAAGUCACGGUUGUCUGGGAUUCCCUGCUCCUACUGUGACUCCCAUGUACCUGCUGUUAGAUCCUGUCUCCUGUGUGAGGCUUCUCUGUGUGAUACCCACCUGAGGGGGCACAGCAAGUCAGCAGAACAUGUACUGACCCAACCCACUGACUCCUUUAUGGGGAGAAAAUGUUCUGUACACAAUGAGCUCCUCAAGUAUUACUGCUGUGAGGAGUCUGUCUGUGUCUGUGUGUCCUGCUGUCUGGCCGGAGAGCACAGGGACCACAGGGUGGAGCUGCUGAGUGAGGCCUCUGAGAAGAAGAAAGAGACACUGAGGAAAGUUCUGGAGAAACUGAGGCCAGAGAGAGAGGAGACUGAGAGAGGAGCCCAGAGACUGCAGGAGCGCAGGAGAGAAGUGGCAGAAAAAGCAGCCGGUGAGACAGAGAGAGUCACUGCCCUGUUUAGAGACAUCAGGGAACAGCUGGAAGCCCUAGAGAAGCGACUCCUGAGUGACAUCUCCAGCCAGAAAGAGAAGCUCUCACUCACACUCACUGAUCUGAUGGAGCAGCUGGAAAUAAAGAAGGACGAGCUGUCCAGGAAGAUCCGUCACAUUGAGGAGCUGUGCAACAUGGCAGAUCCACUCACUGUCCUACAGGAACGGGAAUCACAUGGAGCUGCAGAUAAUGAGGGGGGCAGAGAGAGACAUGAUAUAAAGGUCCCUGCUGUAGGGGAUCUGGAUGUGGAUCUGAUCUCAGAGACAUUACUCACAGGUUUAGCUGCCAUUGUGACUGGGGUAAAGGGAAGGAUCUAUGGGCAGGAGGCUACAGACCUGUUACUGGAUAUAAACACGGCUCAUAAUCUUGUAUCUGUAUCAGGGGACAGGAAAUCUGCUUCCUACUCACUCACAGACCAGCGUCACCCACAAACCCCAGAGAGAUUUCAGGUUUCUCAGACUUUAAGCAGCAGGAGUUUCCCCUCAGGGCGACAUUACUGGGAAGUGGAGGUCAGUGAAUCAGGGGACUGGAGGGUAGGGGUGACCUAUCCCAGUAUAAAGAGGAGAGGGGGUCAGUCCUGGAUUGGGAAUAAUAACAAGUCCUGGUGUUUGUGGAGAUCGAAUAAUAAAUAUUCAAUGAGACAUGACAGUAAAGGCACAAAGUUACCCCACGUCCCUUCCUGCAGGAGAAUCAGGAUCUCACUGGACUAUGAGGCCGGACGUCUGUCCUUUUAUGAGCUGAGUGAGCCAAUCAGACACUUACACACCUUCACUGCCACAUUCACUGAGCCCCUUCAUGCUGCAUUCUGGGUAUGGUGGGAUAAUCAUGAUGGUGCCUGGGUGAGAAUCAUUAGUUAGGGAACUGCCCAGCAUUAAAGGGGUUGUUCACCUUUGAGAUUAGUAUGAUGUAGCGAGUGAUACAAUUUGCAAUUGGUUUUCAUUUUUUAUUAUUUGUGGUUUUUGAAUUAUUUAGCUUUUUAUUCAGCAGCUCUUCAAUUUGCAUUUUAAGCAAUCUGCUUGUUGUUAUAUCUGCAUCAUUCAGUGUGGGCUUAAUGCAAAGAUUACAAAUCCAAUUUGCAGUGGAGAUUCAGUUUUAUUCAUUGUACACUUCUCAUUCCUUCCUCUGCUUUCUCUCUCAUGUGGGCGCCAUGUUAAUGUUGGGCAGUCAGUCCUGUCUCUAGAUGGUGCCAGAUUGUCAUGUUUUCAGUCUGUUGCCUGAUUAUUUUGGGAUGGACAAAGGCUGGACAUGGGGCCACAGAUAUCAGACUGACCCAGUUGAGGUUACCACCUAGCUUGUAUAUUAAGAGCUUGACUUGUAUAAAAACCUGCUGUAAUUAGGAAACAAAGAUAAAUAGAUUCAAUUAUAAUAAGGGGGAUUUUUUUACAAAAGGUGCCUAGUUUAUCUGCUGUUAUAGACUGGCAAUGUUGCAGGUUUUGGGGGGAGUUAGAUCCUUUGGGCCUAGGGGGGAUAUCCAGUCUUUAAUGUAAAAAUGCAAUGAACUUUUUCUGUAAUAUACAGUAUAUUGAAAAAGAUGUGUCAGUUACUGUAAAGCUAUCAGAAGUUAUAGAGACUUUCAUGCCUUUUCCUUGUUGUGACAAGUAACGUCUAAUAUGAUUAUAUUUGCAGUUGGUGUGGGGUUUUCAUAUUAUGCGCAGGUAAUGUUUAUAAUGCCAUGUUUAUAAUGUUCAUAAGUAAAACACAAUGAAUAUCCUGUUAAUGUUUUCCUUAUAAUCAGUGUUUCUAAUGAUUAAUCUGCUUUAUUAACAGAUUGUCAAAUGGUAAAUAAAAUUUAAAAAAAAAAGACUCCAUUAUAAUCAAAUAAUAAAAAAUUUGAAAAAUG
Messenger RNA from Xenopus laevis (African clawed frog), 2776 nucleotides. RefSeq names its product E3 ubiquitin/ISG15 ligase TRIM25-like. The coding region runs from base 213 to 1793 and encodes 526 amino acids. The transcript has a single exon. Lineage: Eukaryota; Metazoa; Chordata; Amphibia; Anura; Pipidae. The record is from RefSeq and is a predicted model, not a curated record.